AUAAUGUAUACUUCGGGGUUGUUCUAAAGCCAUCGCCCAGUCUACACGAUCAUGUGACCCUGACCUCCGGCUUGGCAUCAAAUUCAUCCCGCAGUUUUCUUGUAGCUUGCUUCGUGCCAGGCAGUUCCCUUUUAUUAUCAUCAAAGGACUGCUUCAGCGGGUUUCUGGACACAACAAGGCGUUGGAAAGACCAAUUAAUUUUAUACUGUCAUUUUUACAUUUGAAUACCUUCCCGGAACACCGUUAUAAUGAUCUGCCAGCGCUGUCGAACCAGCCUCUUUGCCCGGUUGCAACCGCAACACGCGGUUACUUUCUCUGCUUCGUCAUGCGCACGCCAGCUUCCAAUUCACCGAAGCCAAUUCCGGAGCUACAGUGAUGGCAAGCCUACAGUAUCAGCUACGCCGCCUCCUCCUACUCCCCGCCAGCCUGUCGCAGCGGACAUCACGAUCCCGUCGGCAGUUUCAUCAGCGACUCCCGGCGUGUCCCAACCAUUCAGCACACCGGAAGAAGUAAAUGUCGAUGUGUCUUCUAAGAAGCCCACAAAACCUGCCGUGGAACGUCCACCAAGCUCCUGCCCCGCUGGAACGAAGCUGAACGGCCUCAACUACUUCAAGAAUAAGCCCGAUGUCCUCGCCCUGGAAGACUCUGAAUACCCGGAGUGGCUGUGGUCGUUGUUAGAUGAUGCUAAGAAGCAAUCGAAAUCCGAGGGCGGAGUGGAUCCGAGCACCUUGAACAAGAAGCAACGCAAGCGCUAUGAGAAGAAGAUGGCUGCUCGCGCCGCAACCCUCCCUCCUAAGAUCCCUGUUCAUCAUCAUGCUACUGAUAUUACUCCUGCAUCGUACAACCGCGGCGGUCAAGCAACGGAUGAUCUUCUGGCCGAGGCCGCUGAGAGUCUUGACAAGCGCUCCGAGAUCACGAAGAGCGCGAGAGAGGCCCGGAGGAAGGCCAUUAGAGAGGCUAACUUCCUCCGCGGUCUGUAAUUUUAGAGAGGCUUGGCUUGGUGCCGGUUUGUCCCAUUCUAUGGUGUUUUUAACAGGCUUAUCCAUGUACAAUUGUGUUGACUGAUUUUGAUGUAGAAAGGCCCGCUCGGGAUAUUUCAGAUGUAUUUUAUGGAACUUUGUACUCAUCUUUCUU
This is a messenger RNA of Aspergillus pseudonomiae, 1134 nucleotides long. RefSeq names its product mitochondrial 54S ribosomal protein mL54. Bases 249 to 980 code for a protein of 243 amino acids. NCBI's taxonomy places the organism in Eukaryota, Fungi, Ascomycota, Eurotiomycetes, Eurotiales, Aspergillaceae. Gene Ontology annotation, cellular component: mitochondrial large ribosomal subunit. The record is from RefSeq and is a predicted model, not a curated record. Gene Ontology annotation, molecular function: structural constituent of ribosome. The transcript is spliced from 2 exons.